Messenger RNA from Oppiella nova, 336 nucleotides. NCBI's taxonomy places the organism in Eukaryota, Metazoa, Arthropoda, Arachnida, Sarcoptiformes, Oppiidae. The record is from the annotation of a GenBank genome assembly.
AUGUGGCCAGAGUUUGGCUACAUUUUGAAGGGGAUACACACGGUGAAGGAACUACAGGUGCUUAUGGGCGACGCCGAGAAACAUAACGUGUUUAUCAUACAAUCCAAUAUUGAAGACUCACCAGGGUUUAUUCAUGAUGAGAAGGUUCAGGCAUACAUUGAUAAAGCACUCCUUCCUAUGGUUAAUGGACUUAAAGGCAAGAAAGCAUUAGCCGCUUGGAACAUACAAAAUGAACCUGAAGAGAAUCUAAUUGUAGUAUUAAUCGCAUACCUUUCCUGUGGAUCCGACGCCUACCUACAGGUGAAGGGAAAGGAGUUCUACUAUAACGGACAGAAG